Molecule: messenger RNA, 2564 nt
Organism: Peromyscus californicus insignis
Lineage: Eukaryota; Metazoa; Chordata; Mammalia; Rodentia; Cricetidae
Gene: Nrarp
Product: NOTCH regulated ankyrin repeat protein
Exons: 1
Coding region: 366-710 (114 amino acids)
Cellular component (GO): cytoplasm
Molecular function (GO): phosphatase regulator activity; enzyme inhibitor activity; protein binding
Source: RefSeq, a predicted model, not a curated record
CGGGCGAAUUAGAACUGCUUUGCAAAGGGACGCAAGUGAAGUUCCGUGGAAGUUCAGCCUAACCCCGAAGGCACCACGAUUGCAAGCGUCGCGGCCUCCGGCUGCUCCAGACCCUUGCGAACCAGCACCCAGCUCUGUCGCCCGCCCGCCUGGGCGUGGCUGGAUGCGGCAGGGGUCCCGCGCCGUCGGCCCUCGGCCCCGAGCGCCCGGAGCGCGCAGGGGCAGCGUGCGGGGCCCGGGGGCGAAGCGCCCUCCAUGCGCCGAGGCGUGCCUCGAGACACGCCCCGAGACAGCCCGGGGCCCGCAUUGCAGCCGCCGCCCGCGCUGAGCCGGGGCGCGGCUCGCCGCUCUAGCUCUGCAGCAGCAUGAGCCAAGCCGAGCUGUCCACCUGCUCGGCGCCGCAGACGCAGCGCAUCUUCCAGGAAGCGGUGCGCAAGGGCAACACGCAGGAGCUGCAGUCGCUGCUGCAGAACAUGACUAACUGCGAGUUCAACGUGAACUCGUUCGGGCCGGAGGGCCAGACGGCACUACACCAGUCAGUCAUCGAUGGCAACCUGGAGCUGGUGAAGCUGCUGGUCAAGUUCGGCGCGGACAUCCGCCUAGCCAACCGCGACGGCUGGAGCGCGCUGCACAUCGCCGCUUUCGGGGGCCACCAGGACAUCGUGCUCUAUCUCAUCACCAAGGCCAAGUACGCGGCCAGCGGCCGGUGAUACCCGCCCCGACCCCGGACCCUGACCUUCGCCCGCGUCUUCUCUGCUGUACCUUCCCGCCAACUACCUCGGUGUGCGCCAGGUUUGCUGGCCCGCGUGGAAAUCGGGCUAGGUCUCCACGUCCGUGGCCCCUAGGGUUCGGCCCUCCGCCAGAGAGCUCCUCCCCUCGGCAGUCCUCGGAGCCUCGCGGGGCCCCAGAGCCUUCCCACGGCCCCCGACCGCCUCGAGGGUGGGGGCGGGGCGCAGGCUCCAGCCCAUUUUGAAAUUUGAGUCUCACACCGGGAGACUUCGGAAUCCCGAGAUACCGGAUCCUCCGCUUGAAAUGUUUUCUCCGGAAGGUGAAAGGCGCGGGCGGACUCGCGCUCCCGCCGCCGCCCGUGGGACCCGCCCGCCCGCCCGCACUGCGGCUCCUGCCGCUGGCGGCCGCCAAGCAGCCACUACCGGGCUCCCCCAUCUGCGCGCCCUCGCGCGAGGAAGGGGACGCUCCCGGUUCCUGAUGUCCUAAACUAUUUAUCACGUGUGUGUAUAUUUGUGGGUGAAGUUUGUGCGCCUGAGUUUUUUUUUGUUUGGAAAUAUUGUGCGUGGUUAUGGGAGAAAGAUGCAUUUUUUUUUUCUUAAAACUAAAAACUUGAGUCUACCAUUUCUUGGUUGCACUGAAAAUACCGCCUAGCCCUAUGGUUUUCCCAUUUGCUACCCCUCCCCCACCAAGUCCCUGAUCUUCCACACCUCUCUCCUCGGUUCCUCUCCCUGGAUUCUGAGUGAGUUUAGGAAGCCCAGGAUCUGUCUCCCUUCCCCCUCCCGUGAGAGAUCACCAUUCCCCACACCGGCUACUUUAGCAAAGUUCCAGUGGGACCUUGAAGCCCGCGUGGCUGGGACGUGGGGAUUUUUGAGAGGAUGUUACCCUUUCCUAGUGACUUCUAUUAUAGUUAAUAGUCGGUUGCACACUUUUUUUUAAAAAGUAAAUGAAUUUGCCACGAUUAAAUGUCAUAACAUUUAUGACAGAAUAUAAAAUGUUAACAUAUUUUAAGCCAAGUCUUAGGUGUAUUUUUGGAAUCUUGGUUAUAAACCCAAUUUUAAAGGGCGUUGUAUCCAGCGUUGUGAAGGCUGUUGUGUACCCAUAUUUAUAUUUUUAUAAAAUUCCUAUAAAGACUGUGAAUCUCUCAUGCUAUUGCUGAGUGAGUGCAAGGGCUGCGGUGCCCUUGCCCGGCCCGGCCCCAGGACCCCAUUAUGAUCUGAGGAUCCUGCCAUGAGGGAAGGGCUGCGCCAAGGACCGGGGCUGGAGGAGGUGCUGGAGCGUCACUUGCUGUCCCUGAAAGGAGACUUCCUGGUUUCUGUGGUUCCACUUUUCUAUGCAACCCCACACCCCUUGUUGUUUUGAUCCUGGGAAAUAAAAGGGAGGCUGAAUUAUUCAAAUUUAAAUGAGGUUUCCCCUUCGUCGAAGUGCUGCUGACCCUGCGUGCAGAAAUGGGGAGCACUUGAGGACACAGGUGGGUGGAGCCUUUUGUGCCGCCUGGUCAUAUUCUUUGGUCCUUCUGCAGCUUUUAUGAAGAACCAGUGUGGGAAGAAUAGUGAUAAUGUCGCGAAACUGGCAGACAUUGAGACAAGCACAGAUUACUUCAAAAGGAGUUCUGUAUGUUUUUUCUACAUGCAAAUGCCUUUUUAAUUAUGUUAAUUAAUGUUAAGACUUCCUAGGCCUAUGUUGAAGCUUCAAAUGGGUCCUGGUUUGGUCUCUUCUGUCUGUAUGAAGUCUGUGGCACACUCCUGAGCGUACAAUAUAGACUUGUAGCCCAGCGUGAAAAAUUUAUAAAUAAAUUUUUCAUUGAUCUUUUUAUAUUAAAAAAAAAUUGGUUCUUA